GCGAAAUCGGUACAUUAACAUUGACUGACGUAGUUGGAAAUAUCGCUGGUGAGGUUAUAUAAGUUUCUAAUUUUAAUUUAUUCAGAUUGAGAAGGUUUUUGCGAGUCCACAAGAGAGUCAGUCAAGGCGAUUGGGGCUGUUUGAAAUGCAAUUAUCACACGCGCGGUUUCUCGCCCUUCGUCUGACCAUAGCACAGAAUGUUCCGGUUGCUCGACGAGAGACUGAUAAGUUAGUAUUUCCGACAGCAUUUCUCUUAGCUUCCCUCGGAGUCGGAGUUUCAACUUUCAGUUUGAAGCAACUAUUGGCCAGACCUAAACGCCGUUAAGAUGUAUGAAACUGCCUGAUUUUUUCCCUUUCUACGCUACAAAUGAUUGGACAUAGUUUUCAGAGCAUUUAAAUCAUGUGCAAAUAUCAGAUGAUACCUAUUUACACCUUUAAACGAUACUAUUUUAAAUUUAUUUUCACCAUAAACUUGCCAACAGGAGCAAGUUGAAUGUUUUUUUAUUUAAUUUUUUUACAUUCGUGUUGCCAACUUGUUGAGAAAAAAUUUUUUAAAAUUGAGAUUCGUAUAGGUGUGCAUCUUCCAUUAUCUCAAUUUUCAAAUUUAUUGUGCAAUUAUUUGCAUGCAUAGUUUGUAGUUAUAAUUAGGGCGAGUUUGUGAAUAUAAUUGUAGUAAAUGUGUAAAUUUGUGAUUUGUUACCCUUCAAGCGGAUAUUACUAGACGAAUGUUGCUGAUAAAAAUGAUUUAUUAAAUAGAUUAAAACAG
Molecule: messenger RNA, 766 nt
Organism: Tribolium madens (black flour beetle)
Lineage: Eukaryota; Metazoa; Arthropoda; Insecta; Coleoptera; Tenebrionidae
Exons: 3
Coding region: 146-325 (59 amino acids)
Source: RefSeq, a predicted model, not a curated record